AUGUCACUAGCAUUCACAGACACAGAAACGUUUACCCCCGAUACCAAAACCAAAGACAACACUCCUUUGUACUCACAACUCACGUCAUCUAACGUAUCGCAUGUUUCUUACCAUUACAAUCCCGAGGUUUCAAACUACCAUUAUGGGCCUCAUCACCCCAUGAAGCCGUUCAGACUUUUAUUGACGGAUCAUUUGGUUUCUGCAUACAAGUUACACGAAGUGAUGGAUUUAUACCAAACUACUCCGGCGUCAAAAGAACAAAUGAUGAAGUUUCAUUCUCCAGAAUAUAUUGAAUUUUUACAGAAGGUCAGCCCUGACACUGUCAAUCGCGCUACUGCAUCCCGAGAGUUUAAUAUUGGUGAUGAUUGCCCAAUAUUUGAUGGAUUGUACCAAUAUGGUUCAAUGUAUUCUGGCUCAUCUUUAGAUGCUACCUCGAAGUUGAUCAGUGGGAUCAGUGAUAUUUCAAUAAAUUGGUCAGGAGGCUUGCAUCACGCAAAGAAGUAUGGGCCUUCAGGUUUCUGUUACAUCAAUGAUAUCGUGUUAUCUAUUCUCGAAUUGUUGAAAUAUUACCCCCGGGUAUUGUAUAUCGAUAUCGAUUUGCACCAUGGCGAUGGGGUUCAAGAGGCGUUCUACACUACUGAUAGAGUUAUGACCUGUUCGUUCCAUAAGUACAAUGGUACUUUCUUCCCGGCCACUGGGAACUUUAACGAAGUGGGGAUUGGCAGGGGUAAAAACUUUGCAGUGAACGUUCCGCUAAGAGACGGCAUUGAGGAUGAAAAUUAUGUCAAGUUGUUCAAAUCCAUUAUGGAACCGAUCAUUUCUAGUUUCCAACCUAGUGUGAUUGUCCAGCAAUGUGGUGCUGAUUCUUUGGGUUGUGAUCGUUUGGGAUGCUUUAACUUGAAUAUCAAGGCGCAUGGAGCGUGUGUGAAGUAUAUCCAAUCUUUUGGAUUACCAAUGCUUGUAUUGGGAGGAGGAGGAUACACUCCGAGGAAUGUCAGUCGAUUGUGGUGUCAUGAAACCGCGGUAUUGAACAAUGUGGAGUUGCCGAAUGGUAAAUUGCCUGAUACUUUACCGUAUAAGUCUUUUUUUGGUCCUGAUUUUUCGAUGCAUCCUAACUUGGGAGAUCGAAUCGAAAAUAGGAAUACCAAGAAGUACUUGGAGAGUGUGAGGAUCCGGAUUUUGGAGCAAGUGCGGUUUCUCAAUGGGGCCCCGAGUGUGCGAAUGGAUGAAGCACCUACGACAUAUGCGAAGUUGACCGAGGACGAGGAGGCGGAAUUGAAGGAAUUGAAUGAAGAAUACGAGCGGGAGAAGAAGAAGAUUAAAGAUGAAGCGAGAAAUGGAGAGCAGUACUGCUAG
This is a messenger RNA of Saccharomycopsis crataegensis, 1356 nucleotides long. RefSeq names its product histone deacetylase HOS2 (gene HOS2). The transcript has a single exon. Gene Ontology annotation, molecular function: histone deacetylase activity. The record is from RefSeq and is a predicted model, not a curated record. Gene Ontology annotation, cellular component: nucleus; Rpd3L-Expanded complex. NCBI's taxonomy places the organism in Eukaryota, Fungi, Ascomycota, Saccharomycetes, Ascoideales, Saccharomycopsidaceae. Bases 1 to 1356 code for a protein of 451 amino acids.